This is a messenger RNA of Vicugna pacos (alpaca), 2058 nucleotides long. NCBI's taxonomy places the organism in Eukaryota, Metazoa, Chordata, Mammalia, Artiodactyla, Camelidae. The record is from RefSeq and is a predicted model, not a curated record.
ACUUUCCCCUGUAUUCAUAGGCCGAGUGAUAGCUACUUUCACAUGUUCAGGAGAAAAGGAAGUAAAUUUGGCUGUUCAGGAUGCAAAGGCUGCCUUUAAAAUAUGGAGUAAAAAAUCUGGCAUGGAGCGUGGCCGAAUCCUUUUGGAGGCUGCCAGGAUAAUAAGGGAGCGGAAGGAUGAAAUCGCCACCGUGGAGACCAUCAACAAUGGCAAGUCCAUCUUUGAGGCCCUCUGGGACAUCGACACGUCCUGGCAGUGCCUGGAGUACUAUGCAGGCUUGGCUGCGUCCAUGGCCGGCGAGCAUAUCCAGCUCCCAGGCGGCUCCUUCGGUUACACGAGAAGAGAACCACUUGGGGUGUGUGUGGGGAUAGGAGCCUGGAACUACCCCUUUCAGAUCGCCUGCUGGAAGUCGGCUCCAGCUUUGGCUUGUGGUAACGCCAUGAUCUUUAAACCGUCUCCCUUCACGCCCGUGUCUGUAUUGCUGCUGGCCGAAAUCUAUACUGAAGCUGGCGCGCCCCCUGGGCUCUUCAACGUGGUGCAAGGAGGGGCCACCACAGGCCAGCUUCUGUGUCAGCAUCGAGACGUGGCCAAAGUCUCCUUCACUGGCAGUGUGCCCACCGGCUCAAAGAUCAUGGAGAUGUCAGCCAAAGGAAUCAAACCUGUUACCUUGGAACUUGGAGGCAAAUCUCCCCUGAUCAUCUUCUCAGACUGUGAUAUGGAGAAUGCCGUGAAGGGGGCGCUGAUGGCCAACUUCCUCACGCAAGGCGAGGUGUGUUGUAAUGGUACAAGGGUAUUUGUGCAAAAGGACAUUCUUGAUAAAUUUACAGAGGAAGUGGUGAAACAGACCCAAAGGAUAAAAAUUGGAGAUCCUCUUCUGGAAGAUACAAGGAUGGGUCCUCUGAUCAACCGGCCACAUCUGGAGCGAGUCCUUGGGUUUGUUAAAGUGGCAAAGGAGCAGGGUGCUAAAGUGUUAUGUGGUGGAGACCUGUAUGUACCUGAAGAUCCCAAAUUAAAGGAGGGGUAUUACAUGAGACCCUGUGUGUUAACUAAUUGCAGAGAUGACAUGACCUGUGUGAAAGAAGAGAUCUUUGGACCAGUUAUGUCCAUUUUAUCCUUUGACACUGAAGCUGAAGUUCUGGAAAGAGCCAACGACACCACUUUUGGACUGGCUGCUGGUGUCUUCACCAGGGACAUCCAGCGCGCCCACAGGGUGGUGGCCGAGCUUCAGGCUGGAAUGUGCUUCAUCAACAACUAUAACGUCAGCCCCGUGGAGUUGCCCUUUGGUGGCUACAAGAAGUCAGGAUUCGGCAGAGAGAAUGGCCGUGUGACAAUUGAAUAUUAUUCACAACUAAAGACGGUGUGCGUGGAGAUGGGUGACGUGGAGUCUGCCUUUUGAAAACAGGAGGUGAAGCCAGUGAGCGUGGCCGGGCUCGGAGUAAUGAGGACCGGCUCUGUUGACGCAGGCGGAGCAGCCGCCUGCUGUUUAGAUCCAGGACGUUGGGUGUUCAGGAUUAGAGCAUGGUUCAGUGUCACUCUUCAUUGUUCAGUUUCCUAAGUAAAAAUGUGCAUAAGUGUCUUCUAGAUACUAAUCAAGAAAUCUGUGAUUUUCCGCCAGUUUCUGUGAAAUCUUUGAGAGCCACUACCACACUUCUGGGGAAGAGGGGGAGGGGCCAGGAUUAUUCGUCCAUAGAGUCCACCGGCUGCCGGGUUCAUUCUCCAGCUUGCUUUAAAGAGCCUGCUCCUUCAGGGGUUCCUGGUUGAGUCAGUUGAGGUGAUUUCUGCUCCUUGACAUUUUUUAAGCCAUGCCCCCCUGUCAUUCCAUUGCGAAGACCGACAGUCAGAAGAGAGAGGGCUUGGCCAGCGGAUGGGUCGUCUGGGUGUGAACACCGCCUUGCCAGAGCUAGCACUGUGCCUCCCCUCGGCGCUGCGGUGGUGGGGACCACCUUCAGUCCUUGAACUAUAGCUUGUACUCAUGACGGAAGAGUUACCUUUUAAAUGUACAGCUUACCUGGAUGCUACUGCAGUAUACGGAAAUUAAAUAAAUCACACUGUCCAGCC